Molecule: messenger RNA, 432 nt
Organism: Phytophthora infestans T30-4
Lineage: Eukaryota; Oomycota; Peronosporomycetes; Peronosporales; Peronosporaceae
Exons: 3
Coding region: 1-432 (143 amino acids)
Source: RefSeq, a predicted model, not a curated record
AUGGCUGUCGGUAAACACAAGGCCAAUGGUGUGGCCAUCGCUUCUCGGUCAAUUGCGCUGCAACUUGCUGUACAAUCUCGAAUUCACCACUUCGGGCUCACGAGCACUCUGUUCCUAUCGGACCAAGUCUCCAUCUUAUUAGCAAUGUUCAGCAACAACAAGAUCUUUGGACUCUGCAUCGCCGUCGUGGCUCUUUCGAGCGGUGCACAUGCUGAGAAGCAAGUGGCUGAGACCUUCGGACUACUCGACGCGUCUGGUGUCGAUAAUGGUGUCGGUGUUCCCGGUGUCGCUAGUGUCGGAGUGGGUGGCCCCAGUUACGUUGGUCCAGGUGUUAGGCCUAUUCUCAACCGGCCGCACCGCACCGCAUCGCACAAUUUUGUUCCGUGCGGUCGCGUCGGACACCAGGAGGUGAUGCAACUCGAGGUGCACUAA